This is a messenger RNA of Erpetoichthys calabaricus (reedfish), 2322 nucleotides long. RefSeq names its product coiled-coil domain-containing protein 60-like. The coding region runs from base 262 to 2220 and encodes 652 amino acids. Lineage: Eukaryota; Metazoa; Chordata; Cladistia; Polypteriformes; Polypteridae. The record is from RefSeq and is a predicted model, not a curated record. The transcript has 15 exons.
ACAUGAUUAGAUAGUAAACUUCAAAAAGAGGAAACUUUCCCACAGGAUUUUUUUGUGUGUAUAUUUUUUCCUUAUCAAUCAAAGCACCCCGAACACGAGGAAUGCGUAUUACUCUUUUAUUGACAAAUGCUUUUCCAGAUUAGGACUUCGGCUGGCUAGGAUGUCAAGUAAACAAUCGUAACUAAAGUUUAUGUUUUAUAAAUGGACAUUUGCCAGUUAGUUAGUUAAUUCAAAAGCAAAUACAUCGAAUCGACGGGGAAAAUGCCCCUAAGUAAAAGUGCGGAUCCGCGCACUUUCGUGCUUCUCAAGCCGCUACCCAUCGGUUCCCCAAAGGGUCAGAAGCUGCAGGCACGUAGCACUUCAGUGUAUAGCGCCUUGGAGCCAAGCCGCGAGCAAGUCUUCAAAGACAACUACCAGCGCAGACAGGAUCAGCUCAGCCGCCAGGGCUACUGGGCACCCAACUGGAGACCGUACCAAGGGCUUGGGGACCCCCUGCAUCUCGAGCCCAGGCAGCUCAUCCUGCGCUCACUCGGGCAGGACGACCAGGUGAGAAAUGAAGACCCUUCUCUUCAAAGAGAGCCUUUGGCACAAGAGAGCGCAGCAGCAACAUCUCAGAGGAGUGUGAAGAAUGAGAGCUUAUCAGCCCACCUUUCUUAUCUGAAGAGCAGUGAAGAUGAGAGGCAAACUCUGAGGAAACACUUAUCAAGUACAAGGAAGAUGAUGUCAGCAGUGAAACAAGGCAGAGGAUACUUACAGCUCCUGCAGAACGAAGAGCACAGGAUGGCAAGCGCUCAGAUCUUAAAGAUGCAGCAACUUGCUGAAGAGAAGAGAAAUGAGAUGCGUCCUCCUUCGCGACUGUCGGAUGAUGACUCAGAUUCGCCAGAUAGUCCUGAGAGAUUUUUCAAGACUGAAGUCCCUGCAGGCCGCUCACCAAAGACAUCUGCAACUGUGAACAAGAAUGCAGCCAUGAGACCUUUCACUCCAGUCCACUCAUCCCUGACUUCCCCGCAGCUGUCAGACACCCCGGUUGAGGUGAUCUUCCGUCAGCUGUGUUCUUUAUACUGGCUCUUAGAUGUUCUGACCACAGAAUCCACCGGGGGUAUUGGCCCAGUGUCUUCCUGCUGGGAUAUAAGAGACCCAGGAGGAAGCAGAUUGAUGACGAGACGAACGUUUAAAGAGAAGAACAUCGAACUCAGAUGGGACCACUUUCUAUCCCCGCCCAAAGUAAAAAAAAACUACAGGGCACUGAGGCGGCAGUCUUUGAAGCCCAGGAGGUCAUACUUUCCCAGUUCUUCACGAAUGAGCAUGUCGUCAACCCUUACUGCCAACAUUGGCAGUAUGUCGUCUCUGGUCCUGGGUUCUGAAGACCUGUCCAACCACUUGCUGGAGGAGGUGUGCGAAGCAGAAGAUAGCGAGUCACUGGCCAAUGGAUCCGGGAUCCCCAACCGACAGGACAAGCAGGAGGUGCCGCUCUCUCCUUAUCUCCAGAAGCUUCUAGAAUAUGCACACCAGAGUGCUGAAAAAGAGCUGCAGUGCAACAUGGAGACUGGAAAAAUCAAGUUGGACGGCUAUUUAACAAAUGAUCCUGCUUGUGAAAAAAAUAGAGACAGAAAAGAAGAGGAUACCCCUCAACAGAGGCCUCAGAGCUGCCCAGUAAAUCAAUCAACAGUUACUAGCAAAUUCAUAGAAAGUAAACAGGAGCUGUCGUCAGAGAUGAGGCAAAGAUUCUUACAGUCAAUGAGGGAAGCAUCGUCAGAUCUCAACUCAACCUUGGACAUGAUUUCCAAGAAGCGCCGGGAGAAAUGUGUCCACAUAUUUCAGUCACUGGAUAAGCUGAAAGAUGUCCACCAGGGUAUGGAGAGCAUUAGGGCAUGCAGCAAGGUGGCAGGUUGCAGGGACGAGCAGAAUCAGCUAAUGGAGACAAGCUGGCUUUCUCAUCUGCUAUCCUUGAUUCCUCGCCAAGCACUGGACAAUCACAAUAUCCACAAAAUUUUGGACAAGUUAUCCCGCUUUGGCGACAGGCAGAGCCUAAGAAUUGAGCCACAGCAUUUUGUGAACGUUCUGAGCGCAAUCCGCACAUGGGAGCUGUGCUCUCCAGACCUUUGUGUUGCCAUUGAGAUAGUCCGGGAGCACGUAGUGCAGAUGCCUAAAGAAGAUUAUGAGACCUGGCUGAAGUCAAGAGGGGCUUUGCCCACAAGGCCACAGAGUGCCCCCCAGUAAGAUACCUGCGGACCUUUAAUUUCGACCGGCAGCAUGAAUCCUGAUCCUGGAUGACAGCAUUUAUUCCUUAGUUCUUGUUGGUGGAUUUCCUUAAGCAUGUGA